UUCAGCGGGGCAGUGGGCAGGUUUGCUGUAUUCGUCCGGGACGUUCAGACGGUGGAGACUUUACACCUGAAAGUCCCCCUUUUUUCAUAGGACAUUUAUUUUUACGCAAGUAUGCGAUUGAUUUAGCUUUUAAAAUUAGCGGAGCGUCGCGUUACCUUUUCAGAAACUCGGAUAUCAAAGGCAGUCACCAUGAACUCCGUAUUAUCGUCCGUGCGUUCCCUCAUGCAAAUGUUUGAUGGCAAAGCGCAAGAAUUCAUCAAUGAAAUUGAUAAUGUCCACAUGGUUUGGCUUGAGGAGAUCCAGCAAGAAGCCAAUCGCAUGUUCUCAAGAGACUUUAAUGCAGAACCAGAAUUGAUGCCAAAAACACCAUCACAGAAAAAGAACAGUCGCAGGAAGCGUGUGUCUUUGGGACGUCAGGAAGAAAAUCCAACCAGGCGAAGAUUUUCAAAGGGAAGACGCAGUAACCUUCGUGGCUCUUCUGUCAAAUCACUGAACUUGAUCACUGAAGAGGAAAGUAUUCCUGAGCCUUCUACCUCUGAAGCCAGCAGCACAACUCAGCCUAAACGCACCACUCGCAAAAAGCAGAAAAAGCCUGAGGUGGCAGAGGAUGUGAGCUUGUCACCCGACAGCAGUAAAAUUGAAGAGGUGCAGAACAAGAAGCCAGAGCUGGUAGAAGAAGAAGACGAAGUGGACAAAGAAAACAAGGCAAACAAUGCUGAAGUCAAACCUGAUGACACAGGCAGCGCUGCCAAGUCUCCUCCUGAGAUACCCUCACCUGAGGUUGUCGUCAGCAUCUCCACAGCAGAACGCUUGUCUGCUGAGCUCGCCAAAAUGCCUGUUCUCUCUCCUGGCCGUGCAGCUGCUAAGAUUGCAAUCGCUGGAACAGCUCACAGCUCAAGGCGCAGCUCCGUGCGGUGCUCCCUCAAUCUCCGUCACUCGCUGGCUGGUCUGCGACACAGCAUGACCCAGGAAUCUGUUCGCCGAGCCUCACGCCGGUCUAUGAUUAAGAGGAAGGCAUCCCGCAUGGGCAACUCCACCUGUAGCAGCAAUGUUGGUGAUGAAUCUUCAGUGGAGUCUGUGGAGGAGGAGGAGGAGGAUGUUGUGGUGGAAGCUGUAGCUGCAGACACAGUGGAUAAGGCUGUACCAGCAAAAUCUAAGGAAAGUCCAGAGAGCCUGAUUAACCAGCAUGUGGGACGCAUUACUCGCUCUGUGGCUGCAAACUCUCCAACACUUGCGCCCGCCUCAUUUUCUAUCUUUAAUCCCAAAAUGAGCACUCCAGGCAAAAAAACAGUUGUCGCUGAGAAGCACCAGACCUCCCAGUCCGUUCGGCGGUCCAGCCGCAGUACUAAACGCAAAGCACCAGAUACUGUCGAGGAAAGUCCCACAAAGAGGUUCUCUCCUCCCAAGAAAAGUCAAAGUGCCGUACGGCCCAACAUGAGAUCUUUCCUCCACACUGUGCAGAAGAAUCAGAUGCUGAUGAUGACUCCAAAUUCACUCGGCCGGACCGCUAUGAUCAAGUCCUUCAUCAAACACACCACUCCUCUGAAGACCGACACGAAGACAAAAGAGCGUCACAAAUUGGAAGCGCUUAAAAAGAAGCUGGAGCAAGAGGAGGAGAGGAUGAAGAAAAUGGAGGAGGAGAAGAAGAAAAAACAGGAUGAACUCAAAAGGAAGAGGGAUGAAAGGUUAAGAAGAGUGUUUGAGGCCAAAGUAAAAGAAGAGCAGCGGGAGGAGGAAAAGAAAAAGAAGAUUGAGCAAAAAAUGGCUCAGAUUGAUGAGAAAAACGAUAAGCGUCUGGCAGAGGAGAAGGCCAAGAAGAAGGGGGCCCUGAAGCGUCAGGAGGAGCUGGAGCAGAAGAAGAAGCUGGAAGAAGAGGCCAAAAAGAAGAAGCUUCAGCAAGCAGAGGAAGAGAAGCGGCAGCAGGAGCUCCUGGCCAAGAAGAAGGCCGAGGAGGAGGAACAGCGAGCUCGUAAGCUGGCUGAAGCUCGCAAAGCGCUGGAGCUGAAGAGGGAGCAGGAGCGUGAGCGGGAGAGAGAGCUGGAAAGAGAACGACAAGCAGCUGCUGAAAGGGAGCGAGUGGAAAAAGAAAAGGCUCUCGCUCUGCAACGUGAACUGGAGAGAGCAGCCAGAGAGAAGGAGAUGAGGGAGCUGGAGGAGAAGAGGAAGGCGCUUGAGGAAAAACGAAAACUGGAGGAGCAGCAAAGACUGGCUGCAAAAGAGAAAGCUCUUAAAGAGAGAGAAGCCGCAAAGCAGAAAGAGGCCACACAGACGUGUGCUGCCCUGAAUGUGACUGUGGACAUUGAGCGCUCCGUGUUGAGCACACCUGUAGGAAAAGGUGGUGGCCCCAAUGUGGUGGAUUGUGAGUCCUCACCACAGUCAUACGUCAUCACGCCAAAAGGCAGCAAUAAACCUUUGAUUACGUCCAAAAGUGCAGAGGAUUACGGGAUGGACCAAAACAGUGACGACUCCACCGACGAUGAGUCUGCACCGAGGAAACCUAUUCCGUCCUGGGCAGAAGGUCCCAAUCUGCAGCAGAUAAUUAUGAAGCAAUACUUCAACCCUCCUGAUUUAGACUCUUUCUUUGGAAUAAUUGAGUCACCAAGACUGGAAAACAUCUUUUACAAGAGCAAGCCUCGGUAUUUUAAACGCACCAGCUCUGCGGUGUGGCACUCACCUCCGGGUGGAAACAAGUAACGUCUGUACACUCAUACAGAUGUACACGCUGCUGUAUAAAGUUUAAUUUUUGAACAUUUUGUUUCAAAUAAAGUAACAUGUUUUCUCUGAAUGUUUUUAUUUGCAUUUUUAGUGUUGUUGAUUCUUUAAUAAGAAAUGACCAUAUCUUCAUAUCUCAGACUUUGAUUUUCAUGGAAUUGGUUUUAAGUUUUUGCUUUUUAUAGAGUUUUGACUUUUCACUGUAACAAAGCAGAACCACUAAUAUUGGUGAUGGGUUGGUCUCAUUCUGUCGUACCAGGACAGUAAGGCAGCAAGUACAACACCAGGAAUGUGGCUGUUUCUAGUAUUUAUGGGUGUAUUGCUUUGCCAUGUCAAUAUUAAAGGUCUGUUUUUUGUCUGA
Molecule: messenger RNA, 3073 nt
Organism: Stegastes partitus (bicolor damselfish)
Lineage: Eukaryota; Metazoa; Chordata; Actinopteri; Pomacentridae
Gene: incenp
Product: inner centromere protein
Exons: 20
Coding region: 190-2694 (834 amino acids)
Biological process (GO): mitotic cytokinesis; metaphase chromosome alignment; meiotic spindle midzone assembly
Cellular component (GO): nucleus; meiotic spindle midzone; kinetochore
Source: RefSeq, a predicted model, not a curated record